GACUGUUUAAUAUAUAUAGCUGUGUAACAGCGUAGCAAGGGGCUGCGUGCUAGACAUGACAUGGCUAACUUCAAGCCAGUCAACAUGGUUGUCACUUGUAUGAUUUAUUGUAUGUAAGAUGUUUAGUAAGUUUUAUAAAAAUAUAUAAGUUUACUCAAUACUAUGAUUGUUUGACUUAUAACCCAUUAAAUAAAGUAGUUUAAACAUGGCGCAGUCAAACAGCUAGUUGGGUUACAGUUUACAGUCGAAAAGCUAAAUUUAUAGCAACUUGUACACGAGGUACCAUACAUAACCUACAAUGGCAGUGAUGGGAAUAAAUGUAAAAUUACCACCAGAUUUUGACCUGCAGGAUCAAAAUGCUGCAAGCGAAUGGAAGUUCUGGAAGACUAGUUUCGAAGAUUAUUUACUAGCAACGGGACAAGACCAGUCAGCAGAUAAAAUGAAAAUGUCAAUUUUAAGAAAUAUAAUUGGGGCUGAGUCUGCCAAAAUUAUGUCCACAUUCGAGAUCCCAGAAGCCGAAAAUAACAAGUAUGACUUGAUGAUAUCACUAAUCGAUAAGUAUGUUAAUCCAAGGAUGAAUGAAUCAUUUGAAAGAUACAAUUUUAUCAUGAGGGUCCAGAAAGAAGGAGAGUCGUUUGAGCAGUUUCUUACUAGUUGUAGACAUUUGAUUCGAACAUGUAAUUAUAAUGAAAUUGAUCCAGAACAAACAGCCGAAGAUAAAGCUCUGAGAGACAAAAUAUUAAUGGGCAUCAGAGAUCCAGUUACUAGAGAAGCUCUAUUGAGAGUGGACAAACUUACCCUACAAAAAGCCAUCGAAUUUUGUAGAACUAGUGAACAAAGUAAGAACCAAAAUUUGAAAUUUUAUACCGAAAGAAAAGAUGUAGACAUAGGAGAAGUUCGUAAAGAUAGGUACCAGGGCCAUAGAAAUUAUAAUAACUCUAGAAGUAAAGCGAAUACCAAUGAAAAAUUCAAGUGUAAAAGAUGUCAAUCAACUCAUGGGGCCAGAGAAUGUCCAGCGUAUGGAAAGAAAUGUAAGAAAUGUGGGCUUUUAAACCAUUUUGCAAAGUCGUGUAGAGUGAAGAAUAUUGAUGUCAUAGAUGAAGAUAGCAGUGAUGGAUCAGCUGAUAGUUUUGUAGGAAAUGUCAAUAAAGUAUACCAAAAUAUUUCCAAAGGAUCCAGAACAUAGAAAAAAAUGGAUUACUUUUGUAAAUAGAGGAGCUUGGGUACCUACAACAUAUAGUGUGUUAUGCUCUAAGCAUUUCUCCGAAAAAUACAUUGACCGAACCUCCAGAUCUCUUGUUAGAUUAAGAGAUAAUGCUGUGCCCACUAUUGAUCUUAUGCAGGAGCCGCAGAUGUUACAGGACUAGCAGAUUCUCAAAAAACAAGUGAAUGUGCAAUUCAAACUUGGUUGAGAAGGGCAAGUGACAGGAAGGCAACAGUGUUAAAUAAAACUUUUUAAAAAAUAGG
Diabrotica virgifera virgifera (western corn rootworm) is the source of this 1467-nucleotide messenger RNA. RefSeq lists its product as uncharacterized. The record is from RefSeq and is a predicted model, not a curated record. Lineage: Eukaryota; Metazoa; Arthropoda; Insecta; Coleoptera; Chrysomelidae. Bases 299 to 1186 code for a protein of 295 amino acids. The transcript has 3 exons.